UCCACUUAAACGAUGAUCCGUAGAACGCCGUUGAUAAAUCCUGGGCGUUAACGUAAAGCCAAAUCGUGUGUCUGUUUCGAAAUCUUGUCUCCGUAUUGUUCCUCAUGCUGCCGAGCCGGUUUCGGUAGAAAAUGGCGUCGACCGAACUAGAUGUGCCAACGAUUGAGAUCAGCUUCGACACACCGAACAGAGAUCGAUUUCUACGCGAUGAUUUCCACAACAAGCGUAGCUCCUACUCGGUCCUUGGCCGUGGUAGUUACGGUGUCGUUAUCCGAGCAUCCUACCGUGGCCGUCCGAUCGCGGUGAAGAUCCUCGAGAAGCGUCUGUACCGUCACCGUCAGCGUUACGAUUCCCUGCUGAAUGAGGCAAACGCACUACGCGUACGCCACGACAACAUCGUGACCGUGCUGAAGAUCGUCCCGGGUGAUCAGUAUGGGUUGGUAUUAAUGGAGCGCUUCGAUGGACACUGUCUGCAAUAUAUUCUAGCCAGCCAGCGCCCUCAAUCGAUCGCGAUUCAACACAAACUGUUGAUUUUGUGCGAUAUUAUCAAUGGAUUAUUUUUCUGCCAUCGGCACCAGAUUGUGCAUCUAGACGUGAAGCCACAGAACGUGAUCGUUACGCUAAAUUCGUCGGCUCCGAUCCACACCAACGCACCGGCGCCGCCAGAGUGUCUACGAUUAAGGCAAUACCUAUGCAAGCUGUGCGAUUUCGGUUCCUCGAUGAUGCUGACCUCCUGGCAUCGAAGCGAAACCCUAGUCAACCGUGGCACGAUCCGCUACAUGGCCCCGGAGUUGCUGCGUGGCCCACAGCAACAUCGGACCAUUACAGAGAGGGCCGAUAUCUAUUCGUUUGGUGUAACGAUGUGGCAGCUGAACGAGGAACGAUUCCCGUACGAGGACAUUGCAUGUAACGAGGUGGUUGCGUACAACGUCGUCAAGAAAGGUUUGCGCCCGGAUAGCGUUACUACGGCGACGCCACUUGGGAAACGUUUCCGUAGCCUACUGGCGAAAAAUCGUUGCCUACACGGUAGCUUACUAGUGCCAGCUUCACUAUUUGGCGAAUCGGCACUGGCCACACGACUCGAAUCCGAUGCCGUUGACGACGUUCUCAAGCGGGAAGGUAUUGCGGUCGAACGUUCGGAGCAGCUGAAGCAGGUGGUACGAAAGAUAUCGCUUGGUGCGAUGUGCACCGUGCCAGAUUCCGAUGUCGACUCCGAUGGCGACGAUCGAUUGGCUGCCAAACGGAUUGCGGCUCUUUUUUGCGAUCAUUUUAGCAUCCCGGCCAACGAGAGGGCCGCUAUCCGGCAGAUGAUACGAACCCUGUACGCCAAGUGCUGGCUGACCGAUCCACCGAGUCGUCCGGAUGCGGCCACUGUUCGCUCCUCGCUACACCAGAUGCUGGAACGGAUCGUCAACUGUAAGUGCGUCGAAUAACAUCGGCCAGUCGGCCAGGCUUUUUCCUUUUUGGUUUUUUAAAAAGUUGUUUGUUGCCCCUCUCAUUUCCGCCCCUCAGA
This is a messenger RNA of Anopheles darlingi, 1513 nucleotides long. RefSeq names its product proto-oncogene serine/threonine-protein kinase mos (gene Mos). The transcript has 3 exons. The record is from RefSeq and is a predicted model, not a curated record. Gene Ontology annotation, biological process: protein phosphorylation. Lineage: Eukaryota; Metazoa; Arthropoda; Insecta; Diptera; Culicidae. Gene Ontology annotation, molecular function: ATP binding; protein kinase activity. Bases 132 to 1433 code for a protein of 433 amino acids.